Nematocida parisii ERTm1 is the source of this 805-nucleotide messenger RNA. RefSeq lists its product as uncharacterized. The coding region runs from base 1 to 792 and encodes 263 amino acids. NCBI's taxonomy places the organism in Eukaryota, Fungi, Microsporidia. The transcript has a single exon. The record is from RefSeq and is a predicted model, not a curated record.
AUGAAAACAAGAGCUGAAGUGUGGAAAGAGCUUAUGUACAAUCCUGUCCUUCAGGAUUUCAACUCUCUAUGUAUUUCUGAAAUUCCAAGCGAUGCACUCCAGAACAUUGAAGUGGACAUCGAGCGAUCCGUUGAUUCCAAGUCUCUGCCCAUGGAAGAAUUUAAUUCUGAAAUUCGGAAAUACGAUGUCAUAGAGCGGAAAAAAGAGCUAAAGCAUGUUCUGGUGGCAUUUGCCAAGCAUAAUAGCUUGAUUGAGUAUUGCCAGGGCCUUUCCUACUAUGCUGCCUUUCUUCUGCAUUUUUUCACGCCCGAAGAAUCUUUUUCUAUUCUAUGCCAUACUAUUCAGAAGAAUAGAAUAGAAAGACUCUUUGAUAAAAAGCUUUCAUUAGUUUCAAAAGUGCUAAGUGUGCACGGGCGAGUGCUUAAUCUCACCCUUCCAGAGGCCAUUCGAAAAAGCAUCCAUGCAAUUAGCAAUUCAACACAUGACUAUUCUGCUGGGUGGUAUCUUACGCUCUUUUCCAGGCUAUCGCCUAGUAUAUAUGCAAUGAUACUUGAUCUGUUUUAUACCCAGGGAUUCCCCGUGCUGUUCCAUGCUGCAUCUGCGUUAGUGGAGGUUGGCCACAGGAGAUACAUAACCGAUGCAAUUAAAGAGCAGGAUCAGAGAAUGCAGAUCCUUUUUAAGCUAGCUGAGUACCCGCUCCCCGAGGACGAGUUUAGAAGUGUAAUGCAUCGAAAUAUGCAAAUGGUCAGCCUGGCAACUAUUGAGCACAUGCUGCAUGAAGCCAAUAUCUAAAAUAAACUAAAGC